Messenger RNA from Olea europaea var. sylvestris, 2009 nucleotides. Its product is annotated as dihydrolipoyllysine-residue succinyltransferase component of 2-oxoglutarate dehydrogenase complex 1, mitochondrial-like. The coding region runs from base 147 to 1616 and encodes 489 amino acids. The record is from RefSeq and is a predicted model, not a curated record. Gene Ontology annotation, molecular function: acyltransferase activity. NCBI's taxonomy places the organism in Eukaryota, Viridiplantae, Streptophyta, Magnoliopsida, Lamiales, Oleaceae. The transcript has 15 exons.
UAAAAAAAAGGAAGAAAAUUCAUAACACAAAAAUAAGAAGCUGCAAGAUCUUCGCUGGCGGCUCUCUUUAGCGUUCUCGAUCAGCCACCGUCAAACUCUGCCUCUCUCUCCAUUAUUUCAAUCCAAGAGAAGUGAUUAAUAGCAAGAUGCUGGGUGUUUUAAGGCGCAAAGCUGCUUGUAGCGCCUCCUCUUCUGCUUCGGUUUUAGGAAAAUCAUUGCGUAAAAUUAGGCCUGCUACGCCAAGAGUAUGCUCUUCUCUGCCAGAAGAGAUUAUACAUCAUCCAAGGGGAUUUGGUAAUGCUCGAACUUUCUGUCACCUACCUUUAGUUGAUUGCUCUACGAGUUUGAGGCCAACAAGGGCAGUUGUAACCAAUCUUCCACAAGAUAUUAACGUUCAGAUAUGGAGCAGAUCAUUCUCUUCCAACAGUGAAGGUGAUCUUGUAGAUGCUGUUGUCCCUCAUAUGGGUGAAUCUAUAACUGAUGGCACACUGGCAGCUUUCUUGAAGAAACCAGGUGACAGGGUAGCAGUUGACGAGCCAAUUGCUCAGGUUGAAACAGACAAGGUCACCAUCGAUGUCAAUAGUCCCGAAGCAGGUGUAAUUCGGGAGUUUGUAGCUAAGGAGGGAGACACUGUAGAGCCUGGCACUAAAAUUGCCGUCAUAUCAAAAUCUGCUGAAGGUGUAACUCAUGUUGCACCAUCUGAUGAGAAGUCCUCUGAAAAAGCUGCUCCACUGCCGUCUCCUCCUGCUGAAGAGAAAAAGCAGGAGCCUAAGCCUAAAGUGGAAACUGCUCCUGUCACAGAAAAGCCUAAAGAAACUUCACCUCCUAAACCCUCUGCGACAGAACCCCAACUGCCCCCUAAAGACAGAGAAAGACGAGUGAGUAUCAUAUUUCUUCUUCUUGGUAGUACAGUUGAUCUAAACCAAGUUCUUUUGAUUAGGUAUCUUUGGCAUCAGAGGGUUCACUCUGCUUGUCUUCAUUGGUGCAUGAUUUUUGAUCUGUGGGCUUGUAGCCAAGCUUGUUACAGGACUAAUUUAAUGAAACUUCGUUCGGACUAUAAGGACGCAUUUGUUGAAAAGCAUGGUGUGAAGCUGGGUCUUAUGUCUGGAUUUGUGAAAGCAGCUGUUAGUGCACUCCAGAAUCAACCUAUAGUUAAUGCUGUUAUUGAUGGUGACGAUAUCAUUUACAGAGACUACAUUGAUAUUAGCAUAGCUGUUGGCACCCCAAAGGGACUUGUGGUUCCGGUUCUUCGUGAUGCUGGUAGAAUGAAUUUUGCGGAAGUUGAGAAAGAGAUUAACACCCUUGCUAAGAAGGCAACUGAUGGCACUAUAUCAAUUGAUGAAAUGGCUGGAGGUACAUUUACAAUAUCCAAUGGAGGUGUAUAUGGAAGUCUUUUGAGCACUCCCAUUAUAAAUCCCCCUCAGUCUGCAAUCCUUGGGAUGCACUCAAUAGUGAACCGCCCUAUGGUCGUUGGAGGUAACAUAGUUCCAAGACCGAUGAUGUACAUUGCAUUGACAUAUGACCAUAGGCUGAUUGAUGGUAGAGAGGCGGUUUUCUUUUUGAGAAGAAUCAAAGAUGUUGUGGAAGAUCCUCGCCGACUGCUCUUGGAUAUAUGAAGCUGCAUCCACCAAUGGUGCAGUUUCAUAUUUGCUAAUAUAUUUGAGUUUCUCCUAGCUUUGAAAUGCAUCAUAUUGGAAGUUUUGUGUUACCGUAAUUUUUCCUUGCAACCAAGUCAUUUUCAGUUUGUGGCCAGCUGUGUCUAGGCUUGAAAUGAGAUCCUUCGUCUAAUGGACACAAUUAUCUUGUUCAACUCCUUAUUUUGAGAGUUGUUUUUUGUACCGAUCACCUUGUGCUUGAUUUGAAUUAUUUGAUGUUUCUGAAUAUGUGACACUUGAAUGUAGGAGACUUCACGACGGUGGAGAAUGAUCCAUUGUUAGUGUCUAUUGCUUCAAUGGCUACAAUUGAUAGCAUGGGAAAUGCUAUAAAUUAAUAAAAUGAAUAUGCAUCUU